UUAAUUAUCUUUAACCAAACAAACACGCUGUACUCUUGUGUGAGGAGGCGAUCCCUGACUUGUCUAGUUCUUGAGAAAGUCAGAGGAUCCGGCUCGGCGCCCCGCAGGAACCCUAGCUAUCCUCUUGUCCGAGGAGGCCAUCCGAUAUGGAGGAGGUCGCCGGCGGCGGUUCAUCCUGGCCGUACGCCAAGAAGCCGCAGCCGCACCAGCUGGGGCGGUCGCUGACGUACCACCACCCCUACCAGGGCCAGGGGCGCCGCCUGCAGCCUGCGCAGCGCCACCAGCUCCCUGACGUGCGUGCCCCGCGGCCGGCGGUGGUGCUCUACACGACGUCGCUCCGCGGCGUGCGGCGCACCUUCACCGACUGCUCCGCGGUGCGCGCCGUGCUGCGCGGCUUCCGCGUGGCCGUGGACGAGCGCGACUUGUCCAUGGACGCCGCGCUCCGGCGGGAGCUCCAGGGGCUGCUCGCGGCGCGGGGCCGCGCCUUCUCCCUCCCUCAGCUCUUCGUCGGGGGCCGGCUCGUCGGCGGCGCCGAAGAGGCGAGGCAGCUGCACGAGGCCGGCGAGCUGCGGCGCCUCCUCGAAGGCGCCGCGGGGCAGGACCCGGCCUUCGUUUGCGACGCCUGCGGGGGUGUCCGCUUCGUGCCCUGCCCCGCCUGCGCUGGCUCCCGCAAGGUUUUCGUGGAGGAGGAAGGACGCACCAGCUGCUGCGGCCUCUGCAACGAGAACGGCUUGGUACGAUGUCCCGCUUGUUCUUCUUGAUCGCUUGCUAUGCCUCCUAUAAAUGGUAGUACUGCAAGAAUUAGAGACAUGCAGUUUCUGAAUUCUCGUGGUCAUGGACACUCAAUUGCUGCUUGUGCUUGGCUUGGCGGACGAGAACAAUGGAGUUCUUGUCCCUAUAUACGUAGUUGUGAAGCCAAAAGAAUGGCCUUUCGCGGGUCUGUGAUUAGAUUAUAUGUUUGUAUGUACCAAAUGUACUCCAUUGAAUUUGUUUGAUUAAUGUAAGUAACUGGGUUUCUGCUAAUCAUCGUUCGUUGCAUGCA
Triticum aestivum (bread wheat) is the source of this 1042-nucleotide messenger RNA. RefSeq lists its product as uncharacterized. Lineage: Eukaryota; Viridiplantae; Streptophyta; Magnoliopsida; Poales; Poaceae. The transcript has a single exon. The coding region runs from base 147 to 761 and encodes 204 amino acids. The record is from RefSeq and is a predicted model, not a curated record.